Dermochelys coriacea (leatherback sea turtle) is the source of this 3436-nucleotide messenger RNA. It is a transcript of the gene MICU3, whose product is annotated as mitochondrial calcium uptake family member 3. NCBI's taxonomy places the organism in Eukaryota, Metazoa, Chordata, Testudines, Dermochelyidae. Gene Ontology annotation, molecular function: calcium ion binding. Gene Ontology annotation, cellular component: uniplex complex. The transcript is spliced from 15 exons. The coding region runs from base 40 to 1599 and encodes 519 amino acids. The record is from RefSeq and is a predicted model, not a curated record. Gene Ontology annotation, biological process: calcium import into the mitochondrion; mitochondrial calcium ion homeostasis.
UCGUUUUCCCCCGCCUCUCACUCGGGCUGAGCUGCGGCCAUGGCCGCCCUGCGGAGCCUCCUGCGGUGGCGCCUGCUGGGCCCCCCGCGCGCCUGCUCGCUGCCCGGCGGGCCGGAGCUGGCCAGGUCGCUGGGGGCCGGCGCGGGGCAGGAGGCGGCGGGGCCGGGCCGGCGGGGGGAGCUGGGCAUGGCGGCGGGGGCGGCCGGGGGGGCUCUCGCCUGUUACCUGGGCUACCGGCUUUAUGAGCGCCGGGUCGGGCGGCGGCCGGAGCCCCCCCGGCCCCGUGGGGCGCAGACAGCCGCCGAGCGCCGACCCGCGGGAGCCGGAGAGCCCGGCCCGGCCCGGGGGCUGCUGCCCAUCCCCGUAGCGGCGGCCGCCAAGGAGACGAUCACAGACAGCACAUUAGACCUUGAAGAUCUGGACCUUUAUGCAACUUCUCGAGAGCAACGGUUUCGUAUAUUUGCCAGUUUAGAAUUUGAAGGCCAAUUAUAUAUGACCCCAUAUGACUUCAUUCAGUCAGUUACAAGUGAUGCACCCAAACGUGCUAAAAAGUGGAGAUCCCUUUCAAAACAGGAAUUGAAUCAAAUACUUAUAGAGACACCACCAGUUUGGAAAGGAUCAUCAAAACUUUUCCGUAAUCUUAGAGAGAAAGGUUUGAUUUCCUACACAGAAUAUCUGUUUCUCCUUUGUAUCUUAACAAAGCCUCAUGCAGGUUUUAAAAUAGCUUUCAACAUGUUUGAUACUGAUGGCAAUGAGAUGGUCGACAAAAAGGAGUUCUUGGUGCUUCAAGAGAUAUUUAGAAAGAAAAAUGAGAAGAGAGAAAGAAAAGGAGAUGAAGAGAAACGUAUAAUGUUGCGCCUUCAACUCUAUGGAUAUCAUACUUCUACUAACAGUGUACUUAAGACAGAUGGAAAGGACCUUGUCCCCAGAAGCUAUUGGGAUACAUUGAGACGUAGCACAAGCCAAGCCCUCUUUUCGGAUCUUGCAGAGCGUGCAGAUGACAUCUCAAGUUUGCUGUCUGAUACUACACUGCUUGUGCAUUUUUUUGGCAAGAAGGGAAAGGCUGAGUUAAACUUUGACGAUUUUUAUAGAUUUAUGGAUAACCUACAAACCGAAGUUCUAGAAAUAGAAUUCCUUUCCUAUUCUAAUGGGAUGAACACCAUCAGUGAGGAAGACUUUGCUCAUAUUCUUUUGAGAUAUACAAAUGUGGAAAAUACAUCAAGUUACCUGGAAAAUGUACGUUGCAGGAUCCCUGAAGAAAAGGGUAUCACAUUUGAUGAGUUCAGAUCAUUUUUCCAGUUUUUGAACAACCUAGAAGAUUUUGCAAUAGCAAUGCAAAUGUAUAAUUUUGCAAAUCGUUCCAUAGGACAAGAUGAAUUCAAGCGUGCUGUGUAUGUAGCUACAGGCCUGAAGCUUUCAGCACAUUUGGUGAACACAGUCUUCAAGAUCUUUGAUGUUGACAGAGAUGACCAGCUGAGUUAUAAAGAAUUUAUUGGCAUUAUGAAGGACAGAUUGAAUCGAGGGUUCAGGGGAUACAAAACUGUACAGAGGUAUACCACUUUCAAAGCCUGCGUGAAGAAGGAACUCUAUAGCAGAUAAGUUACGGAGACCCCAAAAUAUGGUUUGAAGGAUUACUAUGUUUGUGUGACGACUGUAACAAGCAAACAUUUAAGAGAGCUCUGGAAGCAAUUUCGGAGUCGAGAUAUGCUAGGAUAAAAAACUGAAGGAAAGAAAAAACUUCAGCAUUUGGUUGCUACUAUUUUUCCUAGAUAUUGUGUGUGAAACAUGACAUAACACAGGUAAACUAUGUAGUUUUCACUUGCAGCACUAUGCACUGAAUCACCAUUGGGUUUUUUCACUUGAUUUGCUGAUGUAUUCAUGGAUUUUUUUCAACCACUUUUUCAGUUUGUGUUUUGUUUUAAGAGUUGACUUACACUGUCAUCUGGCCUAUAAAAGUAUAUCUUAAAUAAUGUGUAUUUAAAGAAAUUUGUUGUUUGUAUUUAUUUUGAGAUGUGCCUUUCAUUUAAAGAAUUUUUUUUUCAUUCUGGUGAAUGUGUCUUUUGGCAGUGGUGAAAAAUUAUUUCCGUGUGGUGGGGAUGUGAAUUUGUUUUUAGAAAAUGAAUAUUAUAUGAAGUUUGUGUUAAAACAGGGAUGAGAAUGCACUUUGUAGCAGAACAAUUGCAUAAGUGUGGAAUGUACAGGUUGUAAGUACUCAUGAGUCAACAGAGCUGUCAUUUAAAAACAACUAUAAAUAGCAGUUGUGAUAUAGGAUAAUGUGAAUUACUGAUUGCUGUUAAUUAAGAGGUACUGAUGUCCAACAGCUGUAAGUCUUACUAUUAUAAUCUUACUGAUUCCGUUUAAUAAAAUCUCCUGAUUUUAAGAUGUCUAAUUGUGUACAAUAUAAUGAAAAUAAAAUGGCAAAGUAUUAGCUAAUAUUUUUAUCAUGUUAGGUAAUACAAUGCUACUUAAUAUAUAGCAUUGUGUUUCUGUAACUUUUUUGCCAGAGUAUGGAUUUCAGCUUAGUUAUGUAUUACUUGUUAAUAAUGCACUUUUCAUAAAAGUUGGGCAUGGUAUGGAGCAGAAAUUAAUCCUCUCCAGUUCUGCUAGACUGGCAUGCAGUACUGAAAAAAUAUUGCCCCUGGGGUGUGGCUUUAAAAAAAUUAAAAGGAAUGCAGGCAAUAGCACAGAGCUACAGCCAGUUACAAAAUGUUACAAUGAUAAAUGUAAACACCAUGAGACUUUGGAAUUCUACCUGAAUCAAAUUCUAGAAAUAAAGAAUAAGUCUUUAAUACAGCUAUGGGUUAUGCAAGCAAUCUGUAGCCUCCCUGACCUCAUGUCUGUAGAUUUCUAUGUUGUGAAGAAUGAUUUUGUUGUUGUUGAAUUAGGCCCUAAAAAGUCAUGAUUAAUGAAGCACAGUUCUGCUUGUUUUUACAUAUCCACAGUCUUUUUUGCUUGGCUGGAGGGGCAGGUUUGCCUCAAUGUAGCAAUUGCAUUUAAAAGUUUUGCACUGCUUUUACAAGGCUGAUAGCAUAAAGUAAAUAAAACCCUAAUACUAACACACUUUAACACACACAAUUUUAAUGUUACUCUUAGGAAAAUUUAUUGAAUAUGAAAUGAAUCAGAAUUUACAUAAAAGCAAUCUGUGAAUGAAAACAGGGAUUAUCUAAUAUUAAUCUAUUUACAUUGUUAUUGUUUACAUAUUGUUUACAGUUGUAAAAAAAGGUUUGGUUUAGUGGUGCUAUUCAGCUAUUAAGCACAACAUAUUGUUUUUAAUCUUUCAUUGUUAUCACAAACACAACAAAGAGUUUUAUUCUUUCAUCAUGUAGAAUGUGGCUGUCUGUCACUUCAAAGACCAUAUAGUAUCUUUAAAUGCAUGAAUAGAAAAGAAUAUGUUUUCUUCUAUGUUAAUAACCUUAAGUUCCAGGACUAAUCAAUU